Tachysurus fulvidraco (yellow catfish) is the source of this 1635-nucleotide messenger RNA. It is a transcript of the gene stmn4, whose product is annotated as stathmin-like 4. Gene Ontology annotation, biological process: neuron projection development; regulation of microtubule polymerization or depolymerization; microtubule depolymerization. The record is from RefSeq and is a predicted model, not a curated record. The coding region runs from base 193 to 768 and encodes 191 amino acids. The transcript has 6 exons. NCBI's taxonomy places the organism in Eukaryota, Metazoa, Chordata, Actinopteri, Siluriformes, Bagridae. Gene Ontology annotation, cellular component: neuron projection; cytoplasm. Gene Ontology annotation, molecular function: tubulin binding.
CGGCCAAUAGCAGCGCUGGCAGGUGAUGUCAUGCUUUAGGAGUGGUAGUGCUGCUGAUGCUGCUCAGCUCUUGUAUCUGAGGACGUGCAGACUCGGAGAAAUAGCAGGAGAGAGGGGGACGAGCAUUACGGACAUCGUUAAGGAGAGGGGUGGAAAGAACAGAUUAAGCCUCCUUGUACGUGAAGAAAGAAAAUGAACAGCAUGACCCUGGCAGCAUAUCGAGACAAACUGAAGGAGCUCCCUCUAGUGUCACUGUUCUGCUCUUGCAUCAAGUCGGACAUUACAGAGAAGCAGACCUAUAAAGCUGAAGAUGCAGUGGACCUGAACUGGUGUGAGAUCAAGGACGUGGAAGUGAUCGAGCUGAACAAGCGUGCGUCAGGACAGGCGUUUGAAGUGAUCCUGAAGCCACCUUCAUUCGAUGGCGUGCCUGAGCUGAACGCCUCUAUGCCGCACCGCAAAGACCCGUCACUGGAGGAGAUCCAGAAGAAGCUGGUGGCUGCUGAAGAGAGACGAAAGUUCCAGGAGGCAGAGUUGCUAAAGCAUCUGGCUGAGAAGAGAGAGCAUGAGAGGGAGGUGAUCCAGAAGGCAUUUGAGGAGAACAACAACUUCAUCAAGAAUGCAAAGGAGAAGCUGGAACAAAAGAUGGAGACCAACAAAGAGAACCGCGAGGCCUUGCUGGCCGCCAUGCUAGAGAGGCUUCAGGAAAAGGACAAGCACGCAGAAGAGGUGAGGAAGAAUAAAGAGCUGAAGGAGGAAGCAUGCCGAUAAAGUGCUGGAGGAAAAAGUGGACUGUGGGAUGGAUAAAAAAAAUAUAUAUAGGAUGAGAGAGAGAUCAAUAAAAGAAGGCAUCACUUCUCAUUAAUGUAACGGAGACGAGUAGAGGACAUUGCUAAUGGCAAUUUAAAACAACAAAGUUUGGUUUGUUUGUUUGUUUGUUUGUUUGUUUGUUUGUUUCUCUUUUCAUAAGGUGUAUAUUGUGAUAUGUAAUAACUCUUCGGACAACAGUGCACAGUUAGCUCUAGGUUCAGGUGGCAGAAAUCAGCAACCUUUCACAAAAUCAGUCCUUUGUACAUAUCGAGGUGAUGAUGUAGAAGAAACAAGAAAUAAUGCAUAAAUAAUACAGACAUACAGAUCAUGCAGACUUAAAGAUCAGUAUACUUCAUAUAUGUCUAUACAUCUAUACACGUUUUCUUAAAUGUAUUCCACCUAGCAAAGCGCAAGCUAUGCAUGUUUAUUCGCUCAUCGUUUAUUUAUAGAGGCACAAGUGAUUUCUCAAUAAAAACCAAUUUUUAAAGGAUGUUUAUUCACAUUGCUUUUGUUUACUAAGCAGUAUUAUAUUCAUGAUUAUGCAUUUUCAUGAAAGAGAUUUGAUGACAACAAAUAUCGUUAAGUUGAGAAAUGUUAGCGUCUUCAGAAUGAUAUUUCGUAAUAAAUACUUAAGCACAAAUCAAAGGCACGUAUAAGCUAUGAGCUAAAAGACAUUACUUGGUAGGAAAUGAGAAGAGAGCAAAGAAGAGAGCUGAUAUAAACAUGUCAAGAAUGUAGAGCAGUGACGUAAUUAGAGAGAGAGAGAGAGAGAGAGAGAGAGAGAGAGAGAGAGAGAGAGAGAGAGAGAGAGAGAGAGAGAGAGAGAGA